UGACCAUGGUGGGCUCCGGUUGACGGGUCGAGAUGGCCCACGGCCCAUUUGAGGACAAGCCCAGCAUCAUAUCGGCGUCAUCGCCGACGCCGUGGUCCGCGGAGGGAGAGAGGCAAUCGCGGUUUGGCAGGGCGGCGGCGAUGCUUGCGUUCGAGGAGCAGGUGGUGGCGGACCUGGUGGAGGACCCCAACGGCGGGCUCGUGGUUCUCUCCUCGGGCUUCCCGCUCGCCUCCCUCGCCGCCGCCCUCCUCCUCCAGCUACACCUGCACCAUCGCCCCGGCGACGCGGCGGGGGGAGGAGGAUGCCUCCUCGUCCUCUCCGCCCCGGACCCCCUCAAGGCCCGGAUCCUCCGCCGCCUCCAAGACAGGCUUCAGGUCCUCGACGUGCCCCCCGACCUCCCCGCCCAGCAGCGCGCCUCCCUUUAUGCUUCUGGCGCCGCCCUCUUCCUCUCCCCGCGCGCUCUCGCCGCCGACCUCCUCACCUCCCGCCUCCACCCCUCCCACGUCCGGGCCCUCCUCCUCCUCUCCGCCCACCGCUCCUCCGAUACCUCCUCCGACUCCUUCAUCGCCCGCCUCCUCCGCCAACGCCAUCUUCUCCCCGUCUACGCCUUCUCUGACCGCCCCCACGCCAUGGUAGCCGGCUUCUCCAAGGCCGAGCGUGCCAUGAAGAGCCUCUACGUCCGGCGUCUCCACCUCUGGCCCCGCUUCCACGUCCUCGCCGCCGCAGACCUGGAGCGCGCUCCGCCCGACGUGGUCGACGUCCGCGUCCCCAUGACCCCUGCCAUGAGGGGCAUCCAGGCCGCCGUCCUUGCUGCCAUGGACGCCUGCCUCAAGGAGCUCAGGCGCACCAACAAGGUGGAUGUCGAGGACCUCACCGUUGACAAGGGCCUUUUCAAGUCAUUCGACGAGAUCGUCAGGAGGCAGCUCGACCCCAUCUGGCACACUCUCGGCAAGAAGACAAAGCAGCUUGUGGCUGACCUCAGGACGCUACGCAAGCUGCUCGAUUACCUCGUCAGGUAUGAUGCAGUUACAUACUUGAAGUACCUUGACACGCUGAGAGUAUCUGAAGGUGUUCGAUCAGUUUGGAUACUUGCUGACUCAAGCCACAAGAUAUUUGAGCUUGCAAAAAGGCGUGUUUACCAGGUUGUGAGAGCAGACGGUAUAAAAGUUAGCACAGAUAAAAAGGGCACACCAACAAAGAAGAGGAAAGUGGCACACAAUAGUACCGAUAAGGGAAAAGAAUAUGAAAACGAGGACUCCACUGCAGAUAAGCACAACACUCAGAAGGUUAAUGCUGAUGCGGGCAUCGUAUUGGAUGAGGUUUUGGAGGAGGCACCAAAAUGGAAAGUGUUACAGGAAUUGUUGCAAGAGAUAGCAGAAGAACAGACGAAGGGAGAUGGUGAGAAUGCACAAGCUGAAGAUGAAAGUGGCAUAGUUUUGGUAACAUGUAAAGAUGAGCGCACAUGCUUUCAGCUGCAAGAAUGCAUAUCAAAAGGCCCCCAUAAGGUUAUGCAAGAAGAGUGGGAGAAGUAUUUGCUUGGGAAAGCUGAGCUGCAUGGAUUACAGAAAAAGAACAAGAAAAAAUCUGAGCAACCGAAAGGGUUUGGUGUCCUCGAUGGGGAAGUUCAAAUGGGGCCUAGUGAGAGUGCAGGCCCCGUUAGCAUUAGCAAGCUUGAAACUAAUGCCUUACUUGCAGCUGCUUCUGAAUUAAGAAAUGUAACUAAGGAAGCUGAUGUCAAGGAUGGUUCAAAUGUCAGCUGCAGUAAAAGGAGGUUGGUAAAGGAAAAAGCAAAGGGAAAAUCAAAGAAAACCACUGAAAAGAGACAAGCCAGCAAUAGAAAAAAUAAAAGUAAGGGGGGAAAUGACAAUGACCAAGGUACUGCUCUGGAGGUGGAAGGUCAAUCAGGCAAAACCGAUGAACAUGCCGAUAUCGAUGCUUCCAAGGUGUCCACAGAUGCUUCCGUGUCAUCCUCUACUGCUGGCGAUGCCUGUAAUUAUUCAUCUGAUUUCAGAGGCUUGACAAAUGGCAAUCCACUACCUCCUGUGCAAUUUCAUGCCCUAGACGGUGACCAGCACAUACUUGAUGUAUGGAAGCCAUCUAUUAUCAUUGUUUACCAUCCAGAUAUAACCUUUGUUAGAGAAAUUGAAGUAUACAAGGCAGAAAACCCAUCAAGGAAGUUAAAAGUUUACUUUCUUUUUUAUGAAGAUUCUACCGAGGUGCAAAAAUUUGAAUCUAGCAUUCGCCGGGAAAAUGAAGCAUUUGAAUCUUUGAUAAGACAGAAGUCCCUAAUGAUGAUACCUGUUGAUCAGGAUGGCCGUUGUAUUGGACCAACUCUUGCAAAUGAGCCAGAUCCUCUUUUGAGCCAGAAUUCAAUUACAAGAAAGGCAGGUGGUAAAAAGACACCAGAGAAGGAGAUGCAGGUUAUUGUAGACAUGAGAGAGUUCAUGAGCAGUCUUCCCAAUGUACUACACCAGAAAGGUAUUCGUAUAGUGCCGGUUACCCUUGAAGUUGGUGACUAUGUUCUUUCUCCUCUGAUCUGUGUUGAACGAAAAAGUAUCGCGGACUUGUUCCAAAGCUUUGCUUCUGGUCGUCUGUACAAUCAGGUUGAUACCAUGGCACGUUACUACAAGAUCCCAGUUCUUCUUAUAGAGUUUUCGCAAGAUAAGAGUUUUUCCUUUCAGUCUGCAAGUGAGAUUGGGGAUGAUGUCUCUCUGACAAACAUAAUAUCAAAGCUUUCAUUGCUAGUGCUGCAUUUUCCUCGGCUUCGGAUAGUCUGGUCACGCAGCUUGCAUGCUACCGUGGAAAUAUUUGUAUCACUUAAAACAAACCAGGAUGAACCUGAUGAGAAAAAGGCCAUUAGAGUUGGCGUGCCAUCUGAGGAUGGGAUUGUGGAGGACGAUGUGAGGGCUGAAAAUUACAACACGUCAGCCAUCGAGUUCCUAAGAAGGCUUCCUGGGGUGACGGAUUCGAACUAUAGAGCAAUCAUGGAUGGAUGCAAUAGCUUGGCCGAGCUUGCCCUGCUUCCAGUAGAAGAGCUGACGGGGCUAAUGGGCAGUCAGAAAGGAGCAAGGACGCUCAAGGAGUUUCUCGAUGCCAAGUGCCCAACUAUGCUGUAGCAUAUUUCCCUGUAACACGCAGCUUGUGAUGGACAAUUCUUCGAUGAUUUUAGUUAUCUUGCUGCCGAUGCUGUGUGUAUUGUGUUUUUAGAUCAGUUAUUGAACACUACAAAUCCAUAAGCUGUAUGUACAUGCUCCUUUUCUA
This is a messenger RNA of Setaria italica (foxtail millet), 3261 nucleotides long. Its product is annotated as DNA repair endonuclease UVH1. NCBI's taxonomy places the organism in Eukaryota, Viridiplantae, Streptophyta, Magnoliopsida, Poales, Poaceae. The coding region runs from base 33 to 3116 and encodes 1027 amino acids. The transcript is spliced from 9 exons. Gene Ontology annotation, molecular function: single-stranded DNA binding; damaged DNA binding; single-stranded DNA endonuclease activity. Gene Ontology annotation, cellular component: nucleotide-excision repair factor 1 complex. The record is from RefSeq and is a predicted model, not a curated record. Gene Ontology annotation, biological process: resolution of meiotic recombination intermediates; nucleotide-excision repair involved in interstrand cross-link repair; double-strand break repair via homologous recombination.